AUGGCUUUUGAAGAUACCCUAGACAACCCCACCGCAGCUGUAAAAUCCAGUGCUUCAUGUGCUUCAGAAACCAACAAAAACCUUGACAAGGCACAACCAAUUAUUACAGUUCGCAAUGAUAAUUUCACUACCUUAUUCACCAUACGGUUGAAUGGAAAGAACUAUAGCACUUGGUCGAAGAUGAUAUUGCUUCAUGUGUCAAACCAUGGAAAAAGAGGUUAUCUGAUAGGGAAGGUGGCUCAAGUGGAAGAAAAUGCUUCGGGCUUUGAUUCCUGGUGUAUUGAAGACUCCAUUAUUAAAGGAUGGUUGAUAAAAACUAUGGAACCUGAUUUGGUAUAG
This is a messenger RNA of Prunus armeniaca (apricot), 339 nucleotides long. The record is from the annotation of a GenBank genome assembly. NCBI's taxonomy places the organism in Eukaryota, Viridiplantae, Streptophyta, Magnoliopsida, Rosales, Rosaceae.